Molecule: messenger RNA, 957 nt
Organism: Brugia malayi
Lineage: Eukaryota; Metazoa; Nematoda; Chromadorea; Rhabditida; Onchocercidae
Exons: 7
Coding region: 1-957 (318 amino acids)
Cellular component (GO): nucleus; cytoplasm
Molecular function (GO): protein serine/threonine phosphatase activity
Source: RefSeq, a predicted model, not a curated record
AUGUUAAGUAUGGCUCAAAAGUUGGACUUGGACGAAUUAAUUUGCAAAUUAUUGAAUGUUGGAAGCCCGGGAUGUAGUUUGACGAAAACAGUUAAAGAGCAAGAAAUUAUGCAUUUGUGCUCGCUAGCUAAGGAGGUUUUCUUAUCGCAAAAUUCAUUGAUUGAGGUUGAUCCACCAAUCCGGAUUUGUGGUGAUACACACGGUCAAUAUGCAGAUUUACUUCGAUUAUUUGAUCGUGGUGGCUUCCCACCUUUUGUUAAUUAUUUGUUUCUCGGCGAUUACGUUGAUCGUGGAAGACAAAAUCUUGAGACUAUAUCUCUGCUUCUUUGUUACAAAGUAAAAUAUUCCGAGAAUUUUUUCCUACUCCGCGGUAAUCACGAGUGCAGUGUUAUCAAUCGAGUCUAUGGCUUCUUCGAAGAAUGUAACCGUCGUUAUCAAAGUGUACGGUUGUGGCAAACAUUUCAGGAAGUAUUUAACGCGAUGCCAUUUACGGGCCUAGUUGCUGGUAAAAUAUUAUGUAUGCAUGGUGGUCUAUCACCACAACUGAAAAGUAUCGAUCAGCUUCGACAGAUUACUCGACCUAUCGAUCCUCCAAAUCCAUCUAUUCACAUCGAUUUGUUGUGGUUUCUAUUCUAUAAUUACUUGCAGUCAGAUCCAGACCCCUCUGUAAAAGGAUGGCAAGCAAACAAUCGCGGAUUAUCUUACACGUUCGGUCCUGAUGUUGUCAUGGAAACGUGUCAAAAACUUGAUAUUGAUCUCAUUGCUCGAGCUCAUCAAGUUGUUCAAGAUGGAUAUGAAUUUUUUGCGAAUCGUAAAUUGGUAACAAUAUUUUCUGCUCCUCAUUACUGCGGACAGUUUGAUAAUGCAGCUGCAAUGAUGAAUGUAGACGAAUCGCUUGUUUGCACAUUUCAAAUUCUUCGCCCAUCGAUGAAAUGUGGAAAAGUUGUGCCAAAGUAA